AUUUACUCAAAUUCUUCCUUAAAUUUCAUCACGUUCACUUUUUAAAAAUGAUCCAAAAGGUGUUUCCUGACAGGAAUGACUGGGUUUUCAAACAAGUAGGCCUUAAUUGUGUCCAUGUGUUCCAGUUGGUGUAUACUGUUUAUCUGCACCAUUUCUAAAUGCGCUCAUAAAUUAGCAAUGCUAAAGAACAGAUUCAACACAAUAUCCUGUGUUAACAGGCUGCUAAUGUGAGUAUUCUAACACAGCCUUACUCGACGAGGAAUAUUUUAAGUGUGUGUGGGCAAUUAGUUAGCGUAGCCCAGGCCUGACGGUGGGCUUUAUCCUGAAGAGAUUUACGGAAGCGUUUUACAGAGUUGCUAAUCCUAUUAAGAGCAGCCAUGACAGAUGCGCAGAUUCAGUGUUAUGCUACCUGCUAGCGUCUAUCAAAGAAUCGCCGGCCAUUCAUGUUGUUGGACUACUGUUGCCGGUGCUGUGGGACCACUCUGAUCAAACGCCAUGGCCAGCUGCCAAUCAACAGCAAGAUCCAUGACACCUGGGUUGUUCUUCAAAACCUGUUGAUGUGUAUGGUGUGCUUCUACUCGGUGUACUAUAUUGUGGUCAGUCUCUGCAUCGGCAUUCUCAGGGUGGAGGAGGUUGACAGCUUGUUAGCUCCUUUUGACUACACGACUCAACCAUCAUGGCAAAGUCCGAAAUAUUUAGUGAGUGUGAUCUCCACAGAGGUGACGUACGUUCUGGGCGGUCUGAUAUUCGCGUGGAUCGUGGAGGAAUGGGUGUGGGACUACGCCAUCACUGUCACACUGCUGCACGUGGGACUGACCGUAGCCGUUAUGGCUGAUUUUCCCUCAACAGAGCACUGGUGGAUUGCUCUCGGCUCUGGUUUAUUGAUGAUGAUUUUUGGUGGACAACUCCUGGCUUACCGACUCUUCAGAAAUAAUUUUGUUCAUCCUGCAGAUCUUCAGAAUUUCUGACACACUGUGGAAUAUGUACAGGGAUGAAUAUUCUCGGUUUUGUACUGUAUUUUCUUUUUUACAUCAUGGUGUAGUUUGAAAUGGUUUUGUUAUUCCUAUACACAAUAUUUUGCAUUAUGGAUUUGUUUUGAAACUGCUGAUAAAAAAA
Molecule: messenger RNA, 1116 nt
Organism: Megalobrama amblycephala (Wuchang bream)
Lineage: Eukaryota; Metazoa; Chordata; Actinopteri; Cypriniformes; Xenocyprididae
Gene: tmem244
Product: transmembrane protein 244
Exons: 6
Coding region: 444-968 (174 amino acids)
Source: RefSeq, a predicted model, not a curated record